AAAAAAGUUUGUUUUGCAGAUCUGGUUGGGCUCAAGCUCGUAUUCGUAAAAAACAUAACUCCGGCGAGCAGUGAAGAAAGUAUAUGCGAAGCUUGUGGUGAAGUUCAAGACAGUUUGGAUAUAAAUGGCAACAUUUUGCCAAAGAGGCGAAUCAUAAAAAGUUUGGCGCCUUGUUUCGUUGCGCCUUCGAGAAAAGACGGAUUUUUGGAACGUGUGCACAGUCAGAAUGUCUGCCUCGAGAACAUUGCCUGUGAAAACUUCAUCGUUGCCGGACUUAUUCGAGUUGAAAAUUUAUCUUAUUUUAAAGAAGUUGCAGUGCGAUUCACGCUUGAUGAGUGGGAGACUUUUCGUGAUAUCAGAGCAGAUUACAUGUCUUCCUGUUCGGACGGAAAAACUGACAAGUUCAGCUUCCGUAUUAUGGUCCCGAUCGACUUCGAAGUAAAUCGUUUCAUGCAGUUCGCCAUCCGUUAUCUCGUAUCGAACCAGGAGUUUUGGGAUAACAACAGUUGGAAGAAUUACCACGUGAAAUGCAUCGAGUAUAGUUUUGCAAGUGACCUUUAAGAAUGAGGUGAACCCUGACUGCUGCGAAUUCAUGAUCAGCUGCGCGGAAAAAAAUCGGAAACCUUUCCGUAAAGUGCUUUUUUCGAAUAGAAAGAGCUAAUAUCAUAAAUAAGAAAAUUAACAGAGACUUUUCGCCCUUAACAAAAUCGAAAGAGAGCGAAGGUGCAAGCCAAUAUUCAGUGAAUGUUUACAGUUGACUCGACAAUGCUCUAACAAAAAAAGAACGUCAUUGUCCUUUUGAGAUAAACACACACGCUUAAUAUUCGAAUUUUAAAGAUGUUGAGCGUUGUAAGCUAGAGAGGUAUUCAGUAAAACUAUCUAACUUGUAAAUGACGGACGUCAGUGACGGACAUUUACGGGGGAAGAGCUGCGCAAAAAAUGGCUACCCUGAAAACAAUUUAAAAACCCACAAUUGAAACAAUUUCAGUGGCCCUGCUCCUUUGGGCCAACUUUCAAAAUUCAGUAUCAAUGGUGUAAAGAUAUUGAAUGAUUUAUCAGCUGUUUCUCCUAAGACUUUCACCUUAGACCUGUUCGUCAAUACGUCUCACUGCUAUUUGCUGAGUAUCGACUUACAGGCGACUUAAAAAACUGUGUUGGCACGCAACGGUUUUCCUCACAUGUUUCGCUAAUUUUAUGACGCCUGUGUACACAGUAGGUGACAACAGUCUUUUGAGCGAUUUUAGGUGGGGGUGAAAAAUACACUAGCGACGAUUUUACAGCCACUUUGUCGCUACCACAAAAAUUUCCCCCGACGCGCCAACCUGAUUGUCAAAAAUUUGAAAGUUUAUCUGAGAACUUACAGUAGAACCUCGAUAUAACGAAGGGCUAAGUGACUGGCAAAGUUUGUUCACUAUGCGGCGAUGUUUCGUUAGGUCGAUGUUCGUUAUAUCGAGGAACGUUCCAAUGUACUUAGUCUCCAGAAGGGCCGAAAAUUUCCUUAUACUGUUAUAUUAUCCUGAGUCACUUGGUUGACCUGUAUAAAUCGUAUGUGCCCUACGGUAUAAUUGUCCAUAAAGAUUCUGAAAAUCGCAAUAAAAUCAUCAGUAAACGCCAGAAAAUCGCAGCGAAGAUCGUGCGCAGAAAGACGACUUCAUAGUCAGUAAAUAGCAGUUAAACAUCACUCACAACCGUAUUGCUCUUCUCCGGCUGUGCUUUGCCUUAAAAUGUUCAGUAGCGUGACAAAACUCGACGCUUAAACAAGCCGAAUUUAAAAUCCAAAUAGUUUGCACCUGUGCGAAAGUAUUGAACGCAGACUUUCUAACCUGCAGGGAAAAUAAAGCACUAGCUGCGCUCAGAUUAGACUCAUUGUAUUAAUGCAUAAUGAAAAAACUUUCGAUGUAGCGUUUGAACUGAAACUUUCGAUUUACAAAUUGGUACUUGCACUUACAGGGCUCAAAUAUAACUUUCAAUAUUCAGAUUAUAAAAAAAAACUCGGAAAAAAACAAUUAACCACUUCACCUCUCCAUCCCCCUCUUACCGAAAAGAAAAAAAGCAUUUCAUUCUCUUAUUGGAAGCUUAUUUAAUUUAUUCGAAGUAAUAAUAUUUAUUUUACAACACAUACUGAUUAGCUCCUCAGGUGAAACGUCAACGAUGAUUGUCAUUUCUCAUUUUCUGUCCGUUUGACAGAAUUUGUUUUCACUCCAGUUAUUUUCGAGUCAAAACAAUGAUUGCUGUACCUCUCGGUUGACCCCGAGAUGCUUGCUUUCAACACCAACUUGCCAGCUCUAAUAAAUUGAAUAUUUUUAGACUGAGCGAAAGGGCAAGAUCUAGUAGAAAAUUGCUCCUGUAACGUUCCUCUUAAUAUCGACGCCUCCGAGCAUAAAUAACCGGAACAAAACGGUAGAAAGACCUUUUGAUGGCUUUUUUCCCAAAACCAAGUUCAAGUCCGGUAGUCCUGAUUAGUUUUAGUGAUUGCACUUAGCAAAGAUGCCGCUGAUACUUAAUGAAAAUAUUUUUUCCCUUAACCAAAGCAGAAUAGUGGUAGACGUAAACACAUUAGUCACACCCAGCUGAGGAGCCUAUUACGUAAUAGGCUCCUACCGGCAUUUAAGCAGUAAGCCUAUAGGCAAAACCCUUUACAGCUGCAGGGGACAGGGGUACUUUUCAUUGCACGACUAACAGAAAUUAACAUUUUUGGCUAUUAUACAGCUAAUAGUCAAGUUCUUUCCGUUGCUGUUAACAGAAAUUAAUUUUUAUGUUUAAACAGUUGAAACUCAAUUUCCAUUCAUGUAAAACACAUUUAAGGUCAGAGGUCUGACUGGCCUCCCACGCAGUCGUUUUGUAAGAAGGGCGAGAUAUGUUACCCCCAUUUAAAAUAUCGCACAUCUUUGGACCGACUCCGGGAAGGAAAUGAUAAAUAAGAAAAAAACUUUGGUAGGAUCCGAAGACACAAAAAAGUCAGAAUCUCGACGCUUUCAAGAGCACUCUGAAAAAGUUCUUUUCUAAUCGUAAAUACAGUUGUUAUGCAAUCGACCACUUCGCCCAAACAGCAGCGAAGUGAAGCCGAGUAUUGAUGUAUUUGUUAGGGGAGGCAAAAAGCUAAGUAAUUUAGAUCAAGUGCCCAUCAAUACUGCAUCUAUGGGCUACAGUUUAAUUAAAUGGCAUUAAAUUUUAUUUGUUGGGUAACUUUUUAUACGCUGUGUCUAAGGAUUUUAAUCCUACAAAGGAUCAAAAUUUUUCAAUUUUCGCUCCAAAAAAACUCCAAUUUUUGACCUUUUUACUGCACAUGGUUAACCCCAGAUAGAGACCCUACCAUACCCCGCACUAUCAUAUCAGUUGCAGGGAAAAAGAUACUUAAGAGUCUUUAAGGUCAAAGGCCCAUUUAUAAGGCAUGACAAAAGGCACGAAAUUGCCGACUACACUAAACUAGGACUUAAAAAUUGUCCUAACUUGACUGUGAAACGAAAAAUCUUGUAAAGCAAUCUCUACCUUUUGCGUCUGCUUGGGGAUCCUUGAAACUCAGUUAUUUGUUAGAUUUUUGGCGAUUUCUCAGUACAGUGGAACCCCGCCUUACGACCACCCCGUUUAUAAGACCACCUCGUUAUUACGGCCAUAUUCUUUCAAACCAAGCAUAAAAAACAUUGACUCAUUUUAUUAUUUUGAAGACCCCGUUAAUGCGACCACCUCGUUAUUACGACCAGGAUUUUAUGGCCCAACGGUGGUCGCAUUAACGGGGUUCCACUGUACUCUUUUCCGUACCCAAGUAAUCAUCCAGAAGUUUAUUCGUUGGAUCAAAGGUCUCCACAGCUUUCAGGAACCUAAAUUUCUCAGUUUAUUUCAUAUUUUAGCCAAUUCUCAGUUAUCAAUUUCUCAAUCGAGCCUCUACACUGGACUUCAUUUCAGUUGUAGGAUUUCUAAGAGAGCACACAAGCAUGAUAUUUUUGAAUUUAUGCACCCACGUGGCAAGUGUGUGCGGCUCCAUUAGUCACUGGAACUAAAUAAUCAGCAAAUAUACAGACAGAUCGGACAGCACUUUUUCUAAAGUAAGCUAGAUUAAUAAUGACAACCAACAAUAAGGGCACUGUUAACGUCCAAUCAACAACGGACUUUGAAGCUUCCUGAAGAUGACGUCACAUAAUUUCCCAUAUGACAGCAAGCGAGCUGCUUACAAAUGCGUUAACGUAAAGCGUGAGCAAACCGCAACUACAGGGGCCGUUUUCAUGUCGGAAAUCAGAUGUCUCAUCCGAGCGGGAACUGUACGCCCACGCGAACGAUGAAGAAGAAAGUUUCCUUCGCAGACACCGCCGGUUUAGAGCUUGCGACCGUGAAAACCAUUCCGUCGAGCAACGGAGAAUUGGAAGAAGCCGUGAUGAAUUUCACGACCAGCGAUACAAACUGUGGUCUACAUAUGUACAGUAUCCGGCGGAAAAUGAAAUACCUCUCUCCAAGUUUUGUCCAACCAUGUAAAACUGAUGCGUUCCUCGAGCGUGUCUUUUCAGAAAACGUUUGUCUCGAAAGCCUAUCGUGCUGUGAUUCCAUCAUUAUUGGUGUUAUUCGAGUGACAAACUUAUGUUAUGCUAAGGAGGUGACAGUAAGGUUCACGCUAGACCAGUGGGCCAGCUACCGAGAUGUCUGGGCGGAUUAUGUGUGUGCAAACAUAGAUGGAAAAACGGAGCAGUUCAGUUUUCGCAUGGCCCUACCCAUGGAGUUGGAGGUUGAUCUGGAAAUUGAGUUUGCUAUUCGUUAUCGUGCUGCUCAGCAAGAGUUUUGGGACAAUAACUUUGGGACGAAUUAUCACAUUCGAUGCAUUGAAAUUUCUCAAUAA
Porites lobata is the source of this 4825-nucleotide messenger RNA. Lineage: Eukaryota; Metazoa; Cnidaria; Anthozoa; Scleractinia; Poritidae. The record is from the annotation of a GenBank genome assembly.